Molecule: messenger RNA, 1870 nt
Organism: Manduca sexta (tobacco hornworm)
Lineage: Eukaryota; Metazoa; Arthropoda; Insecta; Lepidoptera; Sphingidae
Exons: 2
Coding region: 119-931 (270 amino acids)
Biological process (GO): regulation of transcription by RNA polymerase II
Cellular component (GO): nucleus; transcription regulator complex
Molecular function (GO): DNA binding
Source: RefSeq, a predicted model, not a curated record
GUUGCCGUCAUUUACAUGGCGACCGUGUACCGACGUGACCGUGUCGAAUAGUUUUUGAACGUUUUUCUCGAUAGCGGGGAAGCCAUUUUUGUAUUGUUUUAACCAAACGACGAACAAAAUGAGUCCCAACUCCAACUGGAGUAGCGCGCAUGAUGAAAUUUUAAUAGAUUUCGUGCGUACCCAUGAAGCUAUUUAUAAUAUAAAAUGUAAAGAAUACAGAAAAACUCAGUUGAAACAGAAUUUAUGGCGGCAAAUCGGGAAAAUUUUAAAUAAGACAGAUACUGAUUGCUCCAAGAGAUGGUGCUACAUAAGAGAUUAUUAUAUUCGACGAAGAGGAAAACCUGGUACUGGUUCAAGCAGAGAAGCAGCGAAGAAGAGGUCUGAUCUUCUGUCAUUCUUGGACAGCCGUCCUUCGUCACAAAGAAGCAGUAUUACGAAUCUUAUAGAUGAAAACCGAGAAGACAGUAUAAUAAUGGAAAAUAAUCAUGAUAACAGCGCAGGAACACAAAACCCAGAAGACAUAAGUAUAAUAAUGGAAAAUACACACAAUAUAAGCGAAGGAUCACAAUCCAAUACUCAGGAAGUAAAAUAUUUGAUAUGUGAUAAUGAUAAUGAUGAAAAAGAAAUGAAUACUAAGAGUCAUAAGAGACGGAAAAAUAAUGCAGAUGCUGAAGAACGCCUAAAUUUAGUGAGGCAAAUUGUUAAUCGACAUUCUACUCCAACUGAAUUAGAUGAAACCGAACUCUUCUUUAGUUCUAUAGCAAAAAUCGUAAAAAAGCUUCCAAGGUACGAGCAAGUACAAUUAAGGAUGCAAAUUGGAUCAUUAGUUGGUAACGCUGAAUUGCGACAUAUUUCUAAUGAUUCACCUCAAAGCAGCACCUUCAGCGUCCAGCCACCAAGACCUAGUACUAGCAAUAGUGAUUCUUAUUAAAAUGUUCCUUCACCAAUGUCCAUCACUAGUACUGCGAGUACAAUUAGUGCUCAUUCACAAAUCGUAGCUCCUUCUCAAAAUGGCACUCAUUUAAUUACAGUGGAAGAGCAUCCAGACAAUCGUUUUAUCACAUUAGAUGAGCAAGGACAAAUAUAUUUGAUUUCGCAAACAGAUGAUCAAACAUAAUGUAUUACCUGAUAAUAAGAAAUAGUUGUUAAUAAACAAAGCAUAAAAUAAAAUGUUUUUGUAUUGAUUAAAGAACUUACCUAAAAGUAUACAUAGUUUUUUAUCUGGGCUUAUUAGAUUUUUGUGUUGUUGUAUGGUUUGUAUCUCAAAUCAUCCCUUAUGUAGUUAAGUACAUAAUCAAAUAAUACUGGUGUUAGGCGAAAGUAUUCUCUGAAUUUCUCAGCAUUGCUUUGUAGACGGCGACGUACCAAAACCUCAAAUGCACCUUCCGUACUACGAGUUUUGAAUAAAUCACCUUCCUCCGUACGUCUAUUUUUUUCUUCUGAUGAGAGCUCAUCCUCCAAGUUAAUUAUUAAUUCUACAUCAAGGUCGUCCAUUUUUCUUUUCGACUGAUUGGUGGCCGUAACGGUGCUGGUACUUUCCACAUGUUGUCACCGUAAAGACGACCGUCUUUUUGCGUUCAAAUAAUUCAUCCGUUAUGUGACGGCACCGCUGUUCUAGGAAACAGAGCUGCCGGCGCUGUUAUGGCGGAGCGCAGCACGGUUUUUUAUUGUCAAAAUAUUACCGACAUUUUCUUCAUAGAAAUAAUGUUCAAAAUUCACUAACACAAGAUUAAAUUGCAUUACAUUGUUGUUAAUUGAUUUUGAAUAUUAUUUCAAUGAUGACAACGUCGAUAACAGUUUGACAGUAAAAAAUUCUUACUACUACUUCUCACAUGCGACGGCCCGAACACAAUUAUUCCAAAAAUAUUAU